This is a messenger RNA of Penaeus indicus, 366 nucleotides long. RefSeq names its product pro-resilin-like. Lineage: Eukaryota; Metazoa; Arthropoda; Malacostraca; Decapoda; Penaeidae. The coding region runs from base 1 to 366 and encodes 121 amino acids. Gene Ontology annotation, cellular component: extracellular matrix. The record is from RefSeq and is a predicted model, not a curated record. The transcript is spliced from 3 exons.
AUGCCAUCAGUUCCUCCUGAAACCACCGGAGCCAUCAUGAAUGCAAAGGUCUUCAUCCUCCUCGGCCUGAGAGAUAUUUAUAUAGCCUCAGCACAGCUCAUGAUGUUCCUGGUCUUCCAGGAAUCGUUCGAGUCCGGUGAGGCCAGAUACGAAUUUGACUGGGCUGUCAAACACGACGACUCCGACAACGACUUCGGCCACCAGGAAGCCCGCAAUGGAGACGACACUCAGGGAUCCUACUACGUGCAGCUCCCCGACGGCCGCCUACAGACCGUCAGGUACGUCGUGGACGGCGACAACGGCUACGUGGCCGAAGUGAACUACGAUGGCGAGGCACGUUACCCCGACUCCAAUGAAUCAAAAUAA